CAUAGUUUAGAAGUUUUGCUUCCCUAUUGAUGGUGCGACAUACAUAGUACACAAAUAAAAAGCCGCGUCUAAAUAAAUCUGCCAGGAUGCCAAUUCCAAUUACAUAUUUGUCUGGCAACGCUGCAGGCCCGUCUGGGACUGGGUCUGGACUGUCAAAGUGACAUUUUAUGGUCAUGUCUGCGAUAAUGCCCGAAACGCCGCUAUCCUCAAGAUGCGGCUUUGUACGUGGUCGCAAGCGCAUUAAGCCGCAUCCCGUCUCGGAGCUAAGGAAGGCAACCGACUUUGAGAUGCCCAGCACAGACGAGGAGAAUGAAGAGCCUUGUAGCUUGGUGUACUUCGCGGAAUCACCGAUUUUACCCCUGGCCAGUAUUAGUGAAAGCAACUCUUUCCAAGAAAGAAAGCCUGCCAAACGUUACCCAUUGCGUAAAAAAUCCUGACUGCAAUCAAU
This is a messenger RNA of Drosophila novamexicana, 448 nucleotides long. RefSeq lists its product as uncharacterized. NCBI's taxonomy places the organism in Eukaryota, Metazoa, Arthropoda, Insecta, Diptera, Drosophilidae. Bases 168 to 437 code for a protein of 89 amino acids. The record is from RefSeq and is a predicted model, not a curated record. The transcript has a single exon.